Messenger RNA from Nicrophorus vespilloides, 3513 nucleotides. Its product is annotated as TBC1 domain family member 25. Lineage: Eukaryota; Metazoa; Arthropoda; Insecta; Coleoptera; Silphidae. Gene Ontology annotation, molecular function: GTPase activator activity. Bases 313 to 3024 code for a protein of 903 amino acids. The transcript is spliced from 6 exons. Gene Ontology annotation, cellular component: autophagosome. Gene Ontology annotation, biological process: activation of GTPase activity; regulation of autophagosome maturation. The record is from RefSeq and is a predicted model, not a curated record.
CAUGAAUGGCGCACGAAUAUAAACCAAGUACUGAAUACAUAAAUUUGAUUUUCCCUCCCAAUUAUAUGGUUAUCUGCAGUUAUUGUGCGCUCAAUGAGUCGAUCUCGUAAAAUUCGUAUAAACACGGCUUUAUGAAAUUUGUGUGAAUUUCUGUGAUUGCAUCAGUGAGGUUUUACGUGAAUCCAUAAUUUGGAAAACGAAAAGAAAGUAGAAAGCGGACAGUCCGAUGCAUUGAACGGCGAUGCACUAAAUGAACACCAAUCUCAUAGACCAAAGAGGUGCAUACCAAGUCCAGUUGGAUUAGAAACUGAAAUGUCUGGAGUUUUUGGCUUCAGCAGAGAAGCCAUCAGAGUUAAAGUAAAAAAAUUUGAAGGAAAUACCUCACCAGAAUUUCGAAAAUUCAGUGUUGAUCCACAGAUAACUUCGUUUGAGGUUCUCCAAAGCAUCUUAGGAAAGGCAUUUGAUAUAAAGGGAGAAUUUACAAUAUGUUAUCGGUUGUUUGAUGCCAAUGGCCAUGAGACUUAUAUGCCUUUACUCUCGGAUUGGGAUUUGGAUGCUGCAUUUAUCAAGGAACAUAAUAUAUCUUUACAAACAAAUACUGAACCAUGUUUGUGUCUUAGAGUAGAUUUAAAAACGUUUGAAGAAUGUACUGAUGAAUGGGAAUUGAAACCUAACAAUGUGCCGAUAAUAACUCAAAUCAGAAAUGCGAAUAGUGAGACAGUUAAGUCUUCCCCUAGAUUACAUGGAAUAUUUAAUCAGGUUUUUUUAAUUUUAGUUUUUAUUAAUUUAAAAUGUGUUAACAAUUUAAUUUUGCAGAUGGGAAAGACUUUGAAUAUGGUGAAAGGUGCAUUCAAUUUUGGAGAAGAUGGAUCUUCUUUGCAACCCCCAAGACCUCCAUUAAGUGAUACUGAAUUUAGGAGGUUCUUAGAUCCUGUAGGACAAAUUUUACACACAAAAGAGUUACGUUCUGUAAUAUAUUUGGGGGGCAUUGAUCACAGUCUGAGGAAAGUGGUUUGGAAGUUUAUUUUGAAUGUGUAUCCUGAUGGUAUGACUGGUAAAGAACGCAUGGAUUACAUUAAGAGGAAGGCUGCAGAGUAUAUGGGGUUGAAGGAGUCUUGGAAGAAAGCUAUAGCUCAAGGACCUGUGGUUGGGGAGUUGGCCUACACUACCGGAAUGGUAAGGAAAGAUGUCUUACGCACAGAUAGACACCAUCCAUUCUAUGCCGGAAGUGACGAUAAUCAAAAUAUUGCUGCCUUGUUCAAUAUUUUAACGACAUAUGCCUUGAAUCAUCCGAAAGUCAGUUAUUGUCAAGGCAUGAGCGACUUAGCGUCGCCUCUUUUGGUAACAAUGGGAGACGAAUCUCACGCUUAUAUCUGUUUCUGUGCACUCAUGCAACGAUUGCAUAUGAACUUUAUGAUCGACGGAAUUGCAAUGACACAAAAGUUUACGCACUUGGCUGAAGGCCUUUUAUUCUACGAUCCGGAGUUCUACAAUUACCUCAAAAUACACCAAGCAGAUGAUUUAUUGUUUUGUUACCGUUGGUUAUUACUUGAAAUGAAGCGCGAAUUCGCAUUCGAUGAUUCAUUACGAAUGUUGGAAGUAUUAUGGAGCUCUUUGCCUGCAGAACCCCCUACAACAGAAUUGAAGUUGUUCGAUGUUCAAUUCCAAUUUCCAGUAAUAACUACACCACCGAUAAGUCCGCUGGUAAAGACCCCACGCGAGAACCCAUAUACUAAAGUAUGUGCGCUGCGGCGACAAAGUAGCUCAAUUUCUUUAGUAAACUAUUCUGGGAAAAAGGCACAACCAGUUCGCAGGCAAAAUCAUAGUUUGGACGACUCUAUGUGUAGAAGUAGGAGUAUAACAUUAGAGAAGAAGCAUCAAAGUUUAGAUGAUAACGUAAUUCCAAAACACUUUGAAUUCCCAAAGUUCGGCGAGCUGAGACCUCGUUCGGUUUCACCGCUGGAACAGAAAUCCGAUUCCGUGAUUUUAAACAAUAGAAUCAACCAAAAAAUCGGCAACAAACCAAAAAGUCUCUCCUCUAGCAUGAGCAACUUAAUUAAGAGGCAAGGACAUUUCAGGGAUUUGAAAGAGAAGUUAGGGAUGUUCGCAUCUUUGGAUACGCUGGAAACCACGAAAGAAGAAUCCGAAGCGAAACCCGCGAAAAUGGUUAAAAAUCUGAACGAGUUUCUCAAUUUUGCGAAGAACACGAAAUUGAGACCCAAAAUUAUGCUUACCAAGUCCAGCUUCGACGAUUCCGAGUCUUCUAGUUUUGACAAAACAUCUUCCCGCGUUUAUUCUUCCAGUUGUGACGACACUUUCGACGAGUGUAGUCCGGACGAUUCUCAAGAGUAUUUCCCGAUGACGACUUCCGUGACGCGAGAAUUGCGAAUUGAAUUGGAAAACCUGGAUAGGCAGGUUUUUGGCAAUAAAUACACUGAGCGAUUGAUCGAAUCUCCGAAGAAACCCGAAGAAGUGGAGAAAGUCAACGUGUUCAUUUGGGAAAAUCCUCUUCAUCAAAGUCCCAACGUUGCUAAAAACGAAUUCAUUCAUACGCCCGAUGAACAAGCGGAUCUGGAUUACGAUCACGAUGCACAAAUUGUGGAUGAAAAAACUAAGACUGUUACGCCUAUCAAAAUCAUACAUUCCACAUCUGCAAGACCGCACCCAAUAAAAUUAAUAGAGCAAUGCAGAGUUGAUCCGCUGCAAGAGAAUGGUACAACCAUGAUGAAUUCCUGCGAAGAGGUGUCGGAAGGAAUCAAGAGUUCUGGAAAUUUACCUUCGCCGAAGGAGUUUGGCGGUGGGAAUCCGUUUUUAAUGUUCCUAUGUAUAACGGUUCUUCUUCAACAUCGUGAUCAUAUUAUCGGCAAAGCAAUGGACUACAACGAGAUGGCUAUGCAUUUCGACAAGAUGGUUCGUAAGCAUAACGUCACGAAAGUUUUGAAUCAGGCUCGACAGAUGUACACGAGAUACAUCAAGCAACAUAAUUUAGCCCAACAGAAAGUAAAUAACAAAGAAGAUUGUUAAUUUUUCUUUUCUUUCCGAGUUUUCCUUACUUACAAAUUGAGCUGCCAUUAGAAUUACACACAUUAUUUUUACCUGAGCAUCGUUCUAAUUACAUUUCAACUAAGGGUAGCCCAAUUAUACGCACUUAAGCUUAUAUAAGAGGACACUAGCUAUAGCAUAAACCAUUUUAUUCUAUGCGUAAUGUUCUCAUAUAUAGACCGGACAUAUACUUUUUCUGUGAUAAUUUUCUGUUAAUGGGAUUUCUGAAACAGUCAAUAAUACAAUACAAUUAAUUUCUACUUAUUUAUUAUUUAACUUCGACGACGUGAAAACUCCAUGUGUACUUGAAUGAUGAAAAAAAAUAUAUACUGAAAAAAUGUGAUAUUCGCGAAACACGGAAAAUAUAGAAAUAUUUAAGAGCAAAGUUUAAGAAAGUAUUAACUAAGGCUGUAUUUCUUUUUGUUUUAUUUAUUUUUAUUGCACUCUGCAGAAACUGUUAUUAUAUUAAAU